ACUGAGUAAUCAUUUUGCUUUCUUGCUUUACACACAUUCCUCUGACGUUGUGUUUAGUUGGGAGGGAGGACGAAAGAGAGGGAGCUAAACUGGCUGUGUGGUAUGUGUAUAUAUGAGUGUUGGAGAGGGAGAGAGAGAGUACACAAGAGAGCUGGUUUGACCAGAAACAGAACUGCCCGUGACAGAUUAAGAGACAAGGGAGACUUGGAAUCCGAGUCCAGGCAAAGGAGAGUGGAAAUUUACAGCUGCUCCGUGAGUGUGCAAGUGAUCAUUCUCUGCUAACAUUUUCCAUUGGUAACAGUUGAUCUUCAAAAACACAAAAUCAAGACUGUAUCGUGGACCUGCUUUUCUCUGCCACGUGUCAGCAAUAAAAGACAACAUCUAUUAAAUGGAAGAUAAAGACUGCUCCGUCUAAGGGACUUUGGGACUUGGAGAGAGCUGUCUUCAGCACCUCACCAUGUGGCUCUUAGUUUUUGCUUAAGCCCGGAUGUACCUCUGAGGCUGGCAUUCCAUAGAUAAUUAGAAGAACCGUGAGUGAAUGAAAAAAAAUGCCUCUGUUUAGUAAAUCACACAAAAAUCCAGCAGAAAUUGUGAAAACUCUGAAAGACAACUUGGCUAUAUUGGAAAAGCAGGAAAAAAAGACAGACAAGGCUUCCGAAGAAGUAUCUAAGUCACUGCAAGCAAUGAAGGAAAUUCUUUGUGGUACAAAUGAUAAGGAACCACCCACAGAAGCUGUGGCUCAGUUAGCCCAAGAACUGUAUACUAGUGGACUGCUUGUAACCCUGAUAGCUGACCUGCAGCUGAUAGACUUUGAGGGGAAAAAAGAUGUAACCCAGAUAUUUAACAACAUAUUGAGAAGACAAAUAGGCACUCGAAGUCCUACAGUGGAAUACAUUAGUGCACAUCCUCAUAUCUUAUUUAUGCUUCUUAAAGGGUAUGAAGCACCACAGGUUGCCUUACGUUGUGGAAUUAUGCUGAGAGAGUGUAUCCGAUAUGAGCCACUUGCCAAAAUUGUCCUGUUUUCCAGUCAGUUCAGAGAAUUUUUCAAGUAUGUCGAACUCUCCACAUUUGACAUUGCUUCAGAUGCCUUUGCUACGUUUAAGGACUUAUUAACAAGACACAAAGUGUUGGUGGCAGAAUUCUUAGAACAAAAUUAUGACACUAUUUUUGAUGACUAUGAAAAGUUGCUUCUAUCUGAGAAUUACGUGACUAAGAGACAAUCUUUAAAGGUCUUUGUGGCUAGCCCUCACAAAACCCAGCCAAUUGUGGAGAUUCUGCUAAAAAAUCAACCAAAGCUGAUUGAGUUUCUGAGCACCUUCCAAAAAGAAAGGACGGAUGAUGAACAGUUCACCGAUGAGAAGAAUUAUUUGAUUAAACAAAUCCGAGACUUGAAAAAAACAGCCCCUUGAAGAUUUUACCUAAUUUUCCGCCAUAGGCAUUAAUCCUAUUUGUUCAGUUUAUAUGUGUCAUUUAAAAAAAAAAUAGUGCUUGGGAAGGCAUGCACAGGUGCCUAUUUUAAUUCAUUGUUCAGAUAAAUGGAAUAUAAAACUUUUAAAAUGAAAAAGUUAAAAAAAAACUAGAAUAAUAUAUUAUUUUUAAUCAAGUCUGUGAUUAUUUAUGUAAAUUUAGCAAAUCUCUGCAUUAGAAACUGACCAGUUUUUAUCCAUGUAUUUGCAUCCACUUAUUCUUGCUUUUACUACCAGCAGACUUGAGCUAUUGUUUACUGUAACUGCACCAAGUAACAGCUCGGAUGAUUGCAAUGAUUUUUCUUUGUACUUGUAGUCCUCAAUGCUGUGUACAUACACACAUCUGGCCAUGGUAAAAGAGUUUGAGCUCUUUAGCCAGGUUUGCUUGGGUCAAAAGAAUUUCUUAAGUCACAAGAGUGUAAAUUCAGAAGCUGAUCACUUUACCUAUUUUUGUUAUUCAUACUUUGUUUCUUUCCUAAUGGCCUUUGGUUGAUUCUAAAUGAAUAGUUCCUAAGUGUUUGGGAAAAUUAAUAUUCUUUUGCCAUAGUUGAGACUUGUGCUUUGUUCAGGACUAUCUCUUAACCUCCAACACAAGGUUGAGCUGCUUCUGACUCUAGUCUGAUGAUCUCCAGAGCAGCCCAGCUAUCCUGGGGAGAAUGUGGGACCAACCUCAGCAAGGUGGGCUUCAGUGUGGUCCAGAGCCACUGCUGGGAAGCCUGCAAUCUGUCCUUUAGUCCCAGGGGUACUUUAAGCAGAUGCUCGAGAGCAAUUAAUCUAGAGUCCAAAGAGGCAGCAUUGCUGCUCUUGUCACACCGACUUAAGGCAGGGUACACGUUUUUGUACGUCAUGUUUUGUGGCUGCUGUUCUUGGGCCUCUGAAGUCAAAGUCAUUGCACGGGGAAACUUGAUGCAAAGGCUUGGGUCCCGAGGUUGCACGGGUGUUGGGUCACUCAUUUUCAUAAGGAAAUAUAGAAGUAGAGAAGGGGAAAAAUAAAAGAUAAGAAAAGCUAUCUGGCAGGUGGCUAUGGACAUCUUCCCCUAGUACAACAGGAAGCUGUUACUCAUAAUUCUACAGCAAAUUCUUUAGCAAAAGGAUAGAAGAAAACCUGUGAGAUUCUGUGGUCCAAUAUACUGUUGCAUAUUAGGGUAAUUAAGGAUUUAAUUUAUGCUCUUUAGAAAAGGCAUGGACCCUAACAGGUCAUGGUUUAUUUUCAGAUGUCAGUUGUAUAAAAAUGAUGUAUAUCUUAGCACUCUUGAAUUUUAAAGCUCUAUUUACAAGCUAUUAAAGGCAUGGUUACUAAUGUG
This is a messenger RNA of Antechinus flavipes (yellow-footed antechinus), 2770 nucleotides long. It is a transcript of the gene CAB39L, whose product is annotated as calcium binding protein 39 like. NCBI's taxonomy places the organism in Eukaryota, Metazoa, Chordata, Mammalia, Dasyuromorphia, Dasyuridae. The transcript has 8 exons. Gene Ontology annotation, molecular function: protein serine/threonine kinase activator activity. Gene Ontology annotation, biological process: intracellular signal transduction. The coding region runs from base 549 to 1409 and encodes 286 amino acids. The record is from RefSeq and is a predicted model, not a curated record.